AUGGAUGUUUCACAUGGGUCCCUGGGCCAGUCUGAUAUCCUAUCAAUUGCUGCAGUUAUCAGUUCAAGGCAAUGGCCAUUGAUUUCUCAUCAUAGAGCAUCUGUGAGCACUCAAUCCCUGAAUUUUGAAAUGAUAGAUUCUCUGAUCAAACACAUGUCUGACACUAAAGAUAAUUGCAUAUUUAAAGAACUUAUGCUCAAUUUUUAUGUUAACUGUGGCAAUGAGAAGCCUCACAAGGUUACUAUAUUCAGGGAAGGUGUUAGUGAAUCACAGUUCAACCAAGUUCGGGACAUUGAACUUAAUCACAACGGAAUAUUAAGGAACCCAGUGUCCGCUCUAAAAGAACAAUAUUGUUAA
Molecule: messenger RNA, 357 nt
Organism: Fraxinus pennsylvanica
Lineage: Eukaryota; Viridiplantae; Streptophyta; Magnoliopsida; Lamiales; Oleaceae
Source: the annotation of a GenBank genome assembly